Molecule: messenger RNA, 10576 nt
Organism: Cercocebus atys (sooty mangabey)
Lineage: Eukaryota; Metazoa; Chordata; Mammalia; Primates; Cercopithecidae
Gene: MUC12
Product: mucin 12, cell surface associated
Exons: 13
Coding region: 260-10279 (3339 amino acids)
Source: RefSeq, a predicted model, not a curated record
CCCGGCUCAGGGCGGUCACUGCUCCAGGACUUAUAAGGGAGGAGGGUGGAUAGGCUGCCUUUUGUCUAACUCCCUGUGAUCACCACGCGCCACCCACGCAACGCCAUCACCUCACCUCUGCCCUGGGACAGGCACUGCUCUUCUUCAAGGCAAAGGUCUCUGGGGUCCUUUUUAUAGCUGAUCCCUUCCUGGGAGGCUUUCAUUUCUUGGUCCCUCUUGACGGGGGAAGGCGGGCAGCCAGGGGCCCGUUCCCCGGGAAAUGCUGGUGAUCUGGAUUCCGACGCUGGCUCUCUGGCUCUGCGCGUCCUUUACUGCUACAUUGACACAGGGCUCAACAGAAAGCACUAGUAUUGAAGAUAAUACAAGUUCUGCAUCCACACCCAGUUCAAGUGACUCUUUUACCACUUUUAGUGGCUAUGGGAUAUCCACCAAAUUUACUACUGUAAAACCCAUUGUCUCUGCCACCAUCUCAGAGGGCUCGAAAUAUACAACCUUCCACAGCAGCCAAGGCUCCAGUCACACAACACUCUUCCCUCACAGCACCACAAGCUCAGGCAUCACUGAAACAUCUAAACACGUCCACAACAGCACUGGUUCAACACACACAACACUGUCCCCUGCCAGUUCCACAAGCGCUGGCCUUCAGGAAGAAUCUGGAACUUUCCAGAGCUGGCCAAGCUCAAAUGACACAACACCUUCAUAUCCUAGCACCACAUCAGCCCCUGUUGAAGUAUCUACAACCUACCACAGCAGACAGAACUCAAUUACAACAACACAAUUUUCUGCCAGCUCAGAAACCUUGGACCAUGGUGAGGAAUCAACAAAAGUCCACAGCAGCGCAGAUGGAACUGGAACAACACUCUUACCUACCCGCUCCACAACCUCAGUUCUUGGAGAAUACACAGUAUCACCCAUCACUUCAGGCUCAACGGAAACAGCAAUGUUAAGUGGCAGUACCACAACACCAGGCCUCAGUAAGAAACCUACCACCAUCUACGGUAGCCCCAGAGCAGCAGACACAACACUUUCCCCUGCCAGCAAGACAAGCUCAGGCAUCAGGGAAGAACUCACCACAUCCCACAGCCGACCAGGCUCAAUGCACACAACACUGUUACCUGCCAGUGCUACAACUUCAGGGCUCAGUGAGAAGCCUACAACCAUCCCCAGCAUGCCAGACUCAGUGCACACAACGCUGUUACUGACCAGCACCACAACGUUAGGCCUCAGUGAAAAAUCAACAACUUCCCACAGCAGUCCAGGCUCAACGGAGACAACACUCUUCCCUGAAAGCACUACAACCUCAGGACGCAGUGAAGAAUCAACAACUUCCUACAGCAGCACAACUCACACACCAUCACCUCCUAGAACCACAUCUGCCCUUGUUAAAGAAUCUUCAAGUUACCACAGUAACCUGGGCUCUCCUGCAACAAAACACUUCCCUGACAGCUCCACAACCUCAGGCCAUAGUGAGGAAUCAACAGCAUCCCACAGCAGCCCAGACGCAAUGGAAACCACAUUCUUACCCAACCGCUCCACGGUCUCAGCUCUGCUUAGAGAAUCUACAACCUCACCCAUCAGUUCAGGCUCAGUGGAAACAACAAUGUUACCCAGCAGUACCACAACACCAGGCCUCAGGGACAAAUCGACCACUUUCCACAGUAGCCCCAGAUCACCAGACACAACACUCUCACCUGCCAGCACGACAAGCUCAUCUGUCAGUGAAGAAUCCACCACCUCCCUCAGCCGACCGGGGUCAACGCACACAAUGGCGUUCCCUGACAGCACCACCAUACCAGGCCACAGUCAGGAAUCGACAACUUCCCACAGCAGCCCAGGCUCAACAGACACAACACUAUUCCCUGGCAGGACCACAGCACCAUCCCUUGGUCAAGAAUCCACAACCUUCCACAGCAGCCCAGGCUCCACUCAUACCACACUCUACCCUGACAACUCCACAACCUCAGGCCUCCUUGAAGCAUCUACACCCGUCCACAGCAGCACUGGUUCACCAUACAAAACACUGUCCUCUGUCCGAUCUACAACCCAUCAGGGGGAACCUACCACCCUCAUGAGCUGGUCAAGCUCAAAUGACACUACGCCCACACCUCCUACUAUCACAUCAGCCUUUGUCGAUGUAUCUACAUCCUACCAAAGCAGCCUGAGCUCAACUCCAACAACCCACUUCUCUCGAGGCUCCACAAGCUUGCGCCGUAGUGAGGAAUCAACAAUAGUCCACAGCAGCCCAGAUGCAACUGGAACAACAGCCUCACUCGCCCACUCCACAGCCUCAGGUCGUGGAGAAUCUACAAUCUCACCGAUCAGUCCAGUCGCAGCUGAAAUAACAACAUUACCUGGCAGUACCACAACAACAGGCCUCAGUGAGACAUCUACCACCUUACACAGUAGCCCCAGAUCACUGACCACAACACUCUCACAUACCAGCAUGACAAGCCUAGGCGUCAGUGAAGAAUCCACCACCUCCCAUAGCCAACCGGGCUCAACUCACUCAACAGUGUCACCAGCCAGCACCACCAUGCCAGGCCUCAGUGAGGAAUCUAGCACCAUCUACAGUAGCCCAGGCUCAACUGAAACCACAGUGUCCCCUGGCAGCAGCACAACCUCAAUUCGUGGGGAAGAAUCCACAACCUUCCACAGCCUGCCAGCAUCAACUCACACAACACUGUUCACUGAGGUCACCACCACCUUGGGACACACUGCGAAAUCUACAGCCUUCCCCGGCAGCCUUGUCUCCACCCAAACGGUGUUACCUGCCACUCUCACAACCACAGACCUCGGUGAGGAAACAACAACCUUCCUCAGCACCUCAGGCUCAAGUGAAACAACACUGUCACCUGCCCGCUCCACAACCACAGGCCUUGUUGGACAAUCUACAACCUCACCCAUGAGUCCAACCUCAACUAAUACAACAACAACUUUAUCUGGCAUUACCACAUCACCAAGCCUCAGUGAGAAAUCUACCACCUUCUACGCUAGCCUCAGAUCACCAGAUGCAACACUCUCACCUGCAACCACAACAAGCUCAGGCGUCAGUGAAGAAUCCAGCACAUCCCUUAGUCAACCAGGCUCAAAGCACACAACAGCCUUCCCCGACAGCACCACCAUGUCAGGCCUCAGUCAGGAACCUACAACUUCCCACAGCAGCCAAAGCUCAACAGACACAGCACUGUCCCCUGGCAGUACCACAGCCUCAUCCCUUGACCAAGAUUUUACAACCUUCCCCAGCAGCCCAGGCUCCACUGAAACCACAGUCUCACCUGAAAACACCACAACCUCAGGCCUCGAUGAAGCCUCUACACCCAUCCACAGCAGCACUGGCUCACGACACACAACACUGUCCCCUGCCAGCUCCACAAGCCCUCAGGGAGGCCUUCAGGGAGAAUCUACCACCUUCCAGACCCACCUAGGCUCAACUCACACAGCACCUUCACCUCCUAGCACCACAACUACACUUGUUGAAGAAUCUACUACCGCCAACAGCAGCCCGGGCUCAACUGCAACAACACACUUCCCUGACAGCUUCACAACCUCAGGCCAUAGUGUGGAAUCAACAGCAUCACACAACAGCCCAGAUGCAAUGGAAACUACAUUCUUAUCCACCCGCUCCACGGUCUCAGUUCUUUUUGGAGAAUCUACAACCUCACCCAUCAGUUCAGGCUCAGUGGAAACAACAAUGUUAUCCAGCAGUAACACAAUAGUAGGCCUCAGUGAGACAACGACCACUUUGCACAGUAGCCCCAGAUCAUCAAACACAACACUCUCACCUGGCAGUAGGAGAAGCUCAGGUGUCAGUGGAGAAUCCACCACCUCCCUCAGCCAACCAGGGUCAAUGUACACAACGGUGUUCCCUGAAAGCACCACCAUACCAGGCCUCAGUCAGGAAUCUACAAUUUCCCACAGCAGCCCAGGCUCAAGAAACACAACAUUGUUCCCUGGCAGGACCACAGCAUCAUCCCUUGGUCAAGAAUCCACAAUCUUCCACACCAGCCCAGGCUCCACUCACACCACACUCUUCCCUGACAACACCACAACCUCAGGCCUCGUUGAAGCAUCUACGCCCAUCCACAGCAGGACUGGCUCAACACACACAACACUGUCCUCUGUCGACUCUAAAACCCAUCAGGGGGGAGCUACCACACUUGCCAGCUGGUCAGGCUCAAAUGACACUACACCUGCACCUCCUUCUACCACAUCAACCUUUGUUGAUGUAUCUACAUCCUACCAAAGCAGCCCGAGCUCAACGCCAACAACUCACUUUUCUGUCAGCUCCACAAGCUUGGGCCAGAGUGAGGAAUCAACAAUAGUCCACAACAGCCCAGAUGCAAUUGGAACAACACCCUCACCCACCCACUCCACAAUCUCAGGUCAUGGAGAAUCUACAAUCUCACCCAUCAGGUCAGGCACAACUGAAAUAAAAAUGUUACCUGGCAGUAUCACAACAACAGGCCUCAGUGAGACAUCUACCACCUUACACAGUAGCCCCAGAUCACUGACCACAACAUUCUCACCUGCCAGCAUGACAAGCCUAGGCAUCGGUGAAGAAUCCACCACCUCCCAUAGCCAACCGGGCUCAACUCACUCAACAGUGUCACCGGCCAGCACGACCACACCAGGCCUCAGUGAGGAAUCUGCCACCAUCUACAGCAGCCCAGGCUCAACUGAAACCACAGUGUCCCCUGGCAGCAGCACAACCUCAAUUAGUGGAGAAGAAUCCACAACCUUCCACAACCGGCUAGCCUCAACUCACACAACACUGUUCACUGAGGACACCACCACCUUGGGACUCACUCAGGAAUCCACAGCCAUCCCUGGCAGCCUUGUCUCCAUGCAAACGGUGUUACCUGCCACUCUCACAAUCACAGACCUCGGUGAGGAACCAACAACCUUCCCCAGCAGCUCAAGCUCAAGUGGAACAACACUCUCACCUGCCCGCUCCACAACCUCAGGCCUUGUUGGACAAUCUACAAUCUCACCCAUGAGUCCAACCUCAACUGAUACAAUAACUUUACCUGGCAUUACCACAUCACCAAGCCUCAGUGAGAAAUCUACCACCUUCUACACUAGCCCCAGAUCACCAGAUGCAACACUCUCACCUGCAACCACAACAAGCUCAGGCGUCAGUGAAGAAUCCAGCACAAUCCUUAGUCAACCAGGCUCAAAGCACACAAAAGCGUUCCCUGACAGCACCACCAUGUCAGGCCUCAGUCAGGAACCUACAACUUCCCACAGCAGUCAAAGUUCAACAGACACAACACUGUCCCCUGGCAGUACCACAACGUCAUCCCUUGAUCAAGAUUUUACAACUUUCCACAGCAGCCCAGGCUCCACUGAAACCACAGUCUCACCUGAAAACACCAUAACCUCAGGCCUCGAAGAAGCAUCUACACCCAUCCACAGCAGCACUGGCUCACGACACACAACACUGUACCCUGCCAGCUCCACAAGCCUUCAGGGAGACUUUCAGGGAGAAUCUACCACCUUCCAGACCCACCCAGGCUCAACUCACACAGCAGCUUCACCUCCUAGCACCACAACUACCCUUGUUGAAGAAUCUACUAACGACGACAGCAGCCCAGGCUCAACUGCAACAACACACUUCCCUGACAGCUCCACAACCUCAGGCCAUAGUGAGGAAUCAACAGCAUCCCACAGCAGCCCAGACACAAUGGAAACCACAUUCUUACCCACGCGCACAACAGUCUCAGUUCUUGUUGGAGAAUCUACAACCUCACCCAUGAGUUCAGGCUCAGUGGAAACAACAAUAUUACCCGACAGUACCACAACACCAGGCCUCAGUGAGAAAUCGACCACUUUCCACAGUAGCCCCAGAUCUCCAGACACAACACUCUCACCUGGCAGCACGAGAAGCUCAGGUGUCAGUCAAGAAUCCACCACCUCCCUCAGCCGACCAGGGUCAACGCACACAACGGCGUUCCCUGACAGCACCACCAUACCAGGCCUCAGUCAGGAAUCUACAGCUUCCCACAGAAGCCCAGGCUCAGCUGACAAAACACUGUUCCCUGGCAGGACCACAGCAUCAUCCCUUAAUCAAGAAUCCACAACCUUCCACAACAGCCCAGGCUCCACUCACACCACACUCUUCCCUGAAAACACCACAACCUCAGGCCUCGUUGAAGCAUCUACGCCCGUCCACAGCAGGACUGGCUCACCACACACAACACUGUCCCCUGUCGGCUCUACAACCCGGCAGGGGGAAGCUACAACCCUCGCGAGAUGGUCAAGCUCAAAUGACACUACGCCUGCACCUCCUACUACCACAUCAACCUAUGUUGAUGUAUCUACAUCCUACCAUAGAAGCCCGAGCUCAACUCCAACAACCCUCUUUUCUGUCAGCUCCACAAGCUUGGGCCGUAGUGAGGAAUCAACAGUAGUCCACAGCAGCCCAGAUGCAACUGGAACAAAACCCUCCCCCACCCAUUCCACAGCCUCAGGUCGUGGAGAAUCUACAAUCUCACCCAUCAGUCCAGGCGCAGUUGAAAUAACAAUGUUACCUGGCAGUACCACAACAACAGGCCUCAGAGAGACAUCUACCACCUUACACAGUAGCCCCAGAUCACCGACCACAACACUCUCACCUGCCAGCGCGACAAACCUAGGCGUCAGUGAAGAAUCCACCACAUCCUAUAGCCAACCAGGCUCAACUCCCUCAACAGUGUCUCUGGCCAGCACCACCACGCCAGGCCUCAGUGAGGAAUCUACCACCAUCUACAGCAGCCUAGGCUCAACUGAAACCACUGUGUCCCCUCGCAGCAGCACAACCUCAAUUCGUGGGGAAGAAUCCACAACCAUCCACAACUGGCCAGCCUCAACUCACACAACACUGUUCACUGAGGACACCACCAACUUGGGACUCACUGAGCAAUCUACAGCCCUUCCCGGCAGCCUUGUCUCCACCCAAACGGUGUUACCUGCCACCCUCACAACCACAGACCUCGGUGAGGAACCAACAACCUUCCCCAACACCUCAGGCUCAAGUGCAACAACCCUCCUACCUGCCCGCUCCACAACCUCAGGCCUUGUUGGACAAUCUACAACCUCACUCAUGAGUCCAACCUCAACUGAUACAACAACAACUUUACCUGGCAUUACCACAUCACCAAGCCUCAGUGAGAAAUCUACCACCUUCUACACUAGCCCCAGAUCACCAGAUGCAACACUCUCACCUGCAAUCACAACAAGCUCAGGCAUCAGUGAAGAAUCCAGCACAUCCCUUAGUCAACCAGGCUCAAAGCACACAACAGCCUUCCCCGACAGCACCACCAUGUCAGGCCUCAGUCAGGAACCUACAACUUCCCACAGCAGCCAAAGUUCAACAGACACAGCACUGUCCCCUGGCAGUACCACAGCCUCAUCCCUUGAUCAAGAUUUUACAACCUUCCCCAGCAGCCCAGGCUCCACUGAAACCACAGUCUCACCUGAAAACACCACAACCUCAGGCCUCGAUGAAGCCUCUACACCCAUCCACAGCAGCACUGGCUCACGACACACAACACUGUCCUCUGCCAGCUCCACAAGCCCAGGCCUUCAGGGAGAAUUUACCACCUUCCAAACCCACCCAGGCUCAACUCACACAGCACCUUCACCUCCCAGCACCACAACUACCCUUGUUGAAGAGUCUACUACCGCCGUCAGCAGCCCGGGCUCAAGUGCAACAACACACUUCCCUGACAGCUCCACAACCUCAGGCCAUAGUAAGGAAUCAACAGCAUCCCACAGCAGCCCAGACACAAUGGAAACCACAUUCUUACCCACCCGCUCCACGGUCUCAGCUCUUUUUGGAGAAUCUACAACCUCACCCAUCAGUGCAGGCUCAGUGGAAACAACAAUAUUACCCGACAGUACCACAACACCAGGCCUCAGUGAGAAAUCGACCACUUUCCACAGUAGCCCCAGAUCACCAGACACAACACUCUCACCUGGCAGCACGAGAAGCUCAGGUGUCAGUCAAGAAUCCACCACCUCCCUCAGCCGACCAGGGUCAAUGCACACAACGGCGUUCCCUGACAGCACCACCAUACCAGGCUUCAGUCAGGAAUCUACAACUUCCCACAGCAGCCCAGGCUCAACCAACACAACACUGUCCCCUGGCAGUACCACAGCAUCAUCUCUUGGUCAAGAGUCCAAAACCUUCCAUAGCAGCCCAGGCUUCACUCACACCACACUCUUCCCUGACAACACCACAACCUCAGGCCUCAUUGAAGCAUCUACGCCCAUCCACAGCAGGACUGGCUCACCACACACAACACUGUCCCCUGUCGGCUCUACAACCCGUCAGGGAGAAGCUACCACCCUGCCGAGCAGGUCAAGCUCAAAUGACACUAGGCCUGCACCUCCUACUACCACAUCAGCCUUUGUUGAUGUAUCUACAUCCUACCAUAGAAGCCCAAGCUCAACUCCAACAACCCUCUUUUCUGUCAGCUCCACAAGCUUGGGCCGUAGUGAGGAAUCAACAAUAGUCCACAGCAGCCCAGAUGCAACUGGAACAACACCCUCACCCACCCACUCCACCACCUCAGGUCGUGGAGAAUCUACAAUCUCACCCAUCAGUCCAGGCCCAGCUGAAAUAACAAUGUUACCUGGCAGUACCACAACAACAGGCCUCAGUGAGACGUCUACCACCUUACACAGUAGCCCCAGAUCACCGACCACAACACUCUCACCUGCCAGCAUGACAAGCCUAGGCGUCAGUGAAGAAUCCACCACCUCCCAUAGCCAACCGGACUCAACUCACUCAACAGUGUCUCCGGCCAGCACCACCACGCCAGGCCUCAGUGAGGAAUCUACCACCAUCUACAGCAGCCCAGGCUCAACUGAAACCACAGUGUUUUCUCACAGCACCACAAUCUCCAUUCAUGGUGAACAAUCUACAGCUUUCCUUGGCAGCCCACGCUUCACCGAAAUAGUGUUACCUGCCACCCUCACAACCAGAGACCUCGGUGAGGAAUCAACAGCCUUCCAUAGCAGCUCAGACGCAACUGGAACAACACCCUUACCUCCCCACUCCACAACCUCAGCUCUUGUUGAAGAAUCUACAACUUUCUACAUGAGCCCAUCCACUAAUUACACAACCCUCUUUCCUGCCAGUUCCAGCACAUCAGGCCUCACUGUGGAAUCUACCACCUUCCACACCAGUCCAAGCUUCCCUUUUACAAUUGCAUCUACUGAAAGCCUGCAAACCUUAGUGCCAGGGUCAUGCCAGGAAGGACAAAUCUGGAAUGGAAAACAAUGCGUCUGUCCCCAAGGCUACGUUGGUUACCAGUGCUUGUCCCCUCUGGAAUCCUUCCCUGUAGAAACCCCGGAAAAACUCAAUGCCACUUUAGGUAUGACAGUGAAAGUGACUUACAGAAAUUUCACAGAACAGAUGAAUGACUCAUCCUCCCAGGAAUACCAGAACUUCACUAACCUCUUCAAGAAUCGGAUGAAUGUCGUUUUGACGGGCGACGAUCUUCCACAGUAUAGAGGGGUGAACAUUCGGAGAUUGCUCAACGGUAGCAUCGUGGUCAAGAAUGAUGUCAUCCUGGAGGCAGACUACACUUUAGAGUAUGAAGAACUGUUUGAAAACCUGGUAGAGAUUGUAAAGGCCAAGAUUAUGAAUGAAACCAAAACAGUUCAUGAUCCUGAUUUCUGCAGAGCAGAGGCCAUACUGUGCUAUAGUGAAGAGGACACUUUCGUGGAUUCAUCGGUGACACUGGGCUUUGACUUCCAGGAGCAAUGCACCCAGAAGGCUGCCAAAGAAUAUGCCCAGUUCUACUAUGCGGAUGUCUUGGAUGGGAAGCUGGCCUGUGUGAACAAGUGCACCAAAGGAACGAAGUCCCAAAUGAACUGUAAUCUGGGCGUGUGUCAGCUGCAACGCAGUGGCCCCCACUGCCUGUGCCCAAAUACGGACACACACUGGUACUGGGGAGAGACCUGUGAAUGGAACAUCGCCAAGAGCCUCGUGUAUGGCAUCGUGGGGGCUGUGGUGGCGGUGCUGCUGCUCUCAUUGAUCAUCCUGGUCAUCUUAUUCAGCCUAUCCCAGAGAAAACUGCACAGGCAACAGUAUGAUAUGCCUCAAGAGUGGCGAAACGAAGGCACCCCUGGCACUUUCCAGAAGACGGCCAUCUGGGAAGACCAGAAUCUGAGGGAGAGCAGAUUCAGCCUCCAGAACGCCUACAACAAUUUCCGGCCCACCCUGGAGACUGUUGACUCAGGCACAGAGCUCCACAUCCAGAGGCCGGAGAUGGUAGCAUCUGCUGUGUGAGCCAGUGGGGGCCUCCCACCCUCAUCUAUCUCUGAACAGGAGAGCGGCAAACACAGAGCCCACCACAGAUCGCAGUCCCCCAGGGUUGGUCAAGAGGAGACUGAAGUUGGGCCCUGAAGCUGGUCCUGAUCUGAGCUGACAGACUUGGCCAGUCCCGGGCCUGUGCUCCUGCUGGGGGCUAUGAGGCCUUCCAACCAGGAGCCCCCAGACUCCCAGAAGCCUCAGCACCCCUGUCUCCUCCUGGGUGACUCCCCACUCUGGAAUUUCCCUACCAAUAAAAGCAAAUCUUAAAGCUCA